UACAUUAUGAAUGCAGGUUCUCUUGGUGUGUUAACAGGGAUUAACUAUAUACAAUAGAGGGAUUAUAAUGUGGUUUAUGUUUUGUUUAUUUCUAGAGUUAUAACUUAUUUUUUAGAUAGUUGGUUGCCAUAAGUACAGUUGAUGGCAACUGAAAAGAACAUGGCAGCUCCAGGAGACAUGGUAGACGGGCGGCCGGCUGAGUAUGGGCUGACCCUAAAGGAACUCAGAGAGUUGAUGGAACAUAGGGGAGCCGAGGGCUACAAUUUGAUUCAGUCAAAAUAUAAUGGGGUUUUAGAAAUGUGUAAAAAACUAUAUACUUCUCCAAAUGAAGGUUUAUCAGGAAAUCCAGCUGAUUUAGAACAUAGAAUAUCCGUGUUUGGAUCUAAUGUUAUACCUCCAAAACCACCCAAAUCAUUCUUACGAUUAGUUUGGGAAGCUUUACAAGAUGUUACAUUGAUUAUUUUAAUUGUUGCUGCCAUAAUAUCUUUAGGAUUAUCUUUUUAUAAACCACCACCAGAUCCAGGUCAAGGUCAUGAUGAAGAGUAUGCAGAUGAACAAGAUGGGUCAAGUUUUGAAGAAGCUGCAGGUUGGAUUGAUGGUGGAGCUAUUUUAGUUGCUGUAGCUGUAGUUGUCUUAGUUACUGCUUUUAAUGAUUGGAGUAAAGAAAAACAAUUUAGAGGACUGCAAAACAAAAUAGAACAUGAACAUAAAUUUCUAACAAUACGUGGUGGUGAGGUGUUACAAAUAUCAGUUGGAGAUAUAGUUGUUGGAGAUAUUUGCCAAGUUAAAUAUGGUGAUUUACUACCAGCUGAUGGUGUUGUUAUACAGAGUAAUGAUCUCAAGGUAGAUGAGAGUUCACUCACUGGAGAAUCUGAUCAUGUUAAAAAAGGCGAAUCAACUGAUCCUCUCCUGCUCUCAGGCACUCAUGUUAUGGAAGGAAGUGGUAAAAUGUUGGUCACUGCUGUGGGUCCCAAUUCUCAAACUGGAAUCAUUUUUGCUCUUCUUGGAGCCUCUCAUGAAGAGGAAGAAAAGAAAAACAAGAAAAAGAAGGCUAAAGGAGGCUCAAAUAGCGGCUCAGAAACAGAAGAGGUAGAUGUUCCAGAAACAGGCAAAGAUGAAGAGAAAAAAUCUGGACGAAAGGAGAAAUCAGUCCUACAAUCUAAACUUACUAGAUUAGCUAUACAAAUUGGUUAUGCAGGUACUGCUAUUGCUGUAUUAACUGUUGUUAUUUUGAUUGUUAAAUUCUCUAUCACUGAGUUUGUUAUCAAAGAAAACGAAUGGACAUCAGACAAGACUGGUCGAUAUUUAGAAUUAUUUGUAAAAUAUUUUAUUAUUGGUGUUACUGUACUUGUUGUGGCUGUACCAGAAGGUCUACCAUUAGCUGUUACUUUAGCUUUAGCUUAUUCUGUAAAGAAAAUGAUGAAAGAUAAUAAUUUAGUGAGACAUUUAGAUGCCUGUGAAACUAUGGGUAAUGCUACAGCUAUAUGUUCAGAUAAAACUGGUACAUUAACAACUAACAGAAUGACAGCUGUAAAGAGUUACUUAGGAGGGAAAAUUCAUGCAUCAGCACCAAGAUUUAAUGACAUUAAUCCGAAACUAGGACAGCUAAUUAUCAGAUCCAUAUCAAUUAACAGCGGGUAUACUUCCAAAAAUUUACCACCAGAUGUAGAAGGAGGUUUACCGAAACAAGUUGGAAAUAAAACAGAAUGUGCACUGUUAGGUUUUGUAACUGAGUUAGGACAGAGUUAUGAAUCUAUACGAGAAGAAGUGCCAGAAGAAGCCUUGGUCAAAGUCUAUACAUUCAACUCUAGCCGUAAAUCUAUGAGUACCAUUGUCAACAUAGAAAAUGGUUAUAGAGUCUUUAGUAAAGGAGCUUCAGAAAUUAUUCUUAAAAAGUGCGACUUUAUUUUGGGAUCGGAUGGUAACCCAGUAGAAUUUACAGUACAAGACCAAGAGAAGAUGGUACAUGAAGUUAUCGAACCUCUAGCUAGUGAAGGACUACGUACUAUCUGUGUAGCUUAUAAAGAUUAUGUUAAAGCUUUUGAUGCAGACCCUGAUUGGGAAGAUGAAAAUCAUAUUAUAGCUGGUUUAACAUGUCUGUGUGUUGUUGGUAUUGAGGAUCCAGUAAGAGAUGAGGUACCAAAUGCUAUUAAGAAAUGUAAAGCAGCAGGUAUAUGUGUACGUAUGGUAACUGGUGACAAUGUUAAUACUGCUAGAUCUAUAGCUACUAAAUGUGGUAUCUUAAAACCAGGAGAAGAUUUCCUAGUUUUAGAAGGGAAGGAAUUUAACAGAUUAAUUCGAGAUCAGUCUUCAGGAGAGGUUCGUCAAGAUUUAUUAGAUGAAAUCUGGCCUAAACUACGUGUUCUGGCUCGGUCCUCACCACAAGAUAAAUAUGUAUUGGUGAAAGGUAUUAUUGAUAGUAAACUGAGUACUAAUAGAGAGGUAGUUGCUGUUACUGGAGAUGGUACUAAUGAUGGUCCUGCUCUUAAAAAAGCUGAUGUUGGUUUCGCUAUGGGUAUAUCAGGAACUGAUGUAGCUAAAGAAGCAUCUGAUAUUAUUCUAACUGAUGAUAAUUUUACCAGUAUUGUGAAAGCUGUUAUGUGGGGAAGAAAUGUCUAUGAUAGCAUCGCCAAAUUCCUACAGUUUCAAUUGACAGUCAAUGUAGUAGCUGUUUUGGUAGCAUUUUUAGGUGCCUGCAUUAUCAAUGACAGUCCUUUGAGAGCUAUUCAGAUGUUAUGGGUGAACUUGAUUAUGGAUACAUUAGCUUCUCUUGCCCUGGCUACAGAAUUACCUAGUGCUGAAUUAUUGGACAGAAAACCAUAUGGACGUACCACAGCUUUGAUAUCUAGCACCAUGUGGAAAAAUAUCAUUGGUGGCUCCAUAUACCAACUUAUCGUUAUUUUUGUUAUCCUGUUUGCUGGUCCUGAUUUAUUUCAAAUAGAUGAUGGGAAAGAAAAUACAUCAGUUCAUGCUCCAUCAACCCAACAUUUUACUAUUAUAUUCAAUACAUUUGUCAUGAUGACUCUAUUUAAUGAAGUUAAUGCAAGAAAAAUUCAUGGCCAGAGAAAUGUAGUAACAGGAUUACAACGUAAUCCAGUAUUUAUUGUUAUAUGGAUAGGUACAAUGAUAGCUCAGAUAAUUAUAGUACAAUUUGGUAGUUUUGCCAGUUGAUUACAAGUAUACCAACACAUAAAUUACCUAGUAUCAAAUGUCCAUGUAUGAAAGAUGAUGAAGAAAUUCACCAUGAAGAUUUAAUAGAUGGUGAUAUAGCUAAUAAUGAUACCAGAGGACAGAUUUUAUGGGUCCGUGGUUUAACACGUUUACAACAGCAGAUUCGUGUAGUAAACGCUUUCCGCAUGAGUUUAGAUUCCCGUUAUGACAGUCGUAGUUUGUCUUCAGUUCAUAGCCUUCACUCUCUACAAAACUAUCGAGCUAAAAAAUAUGCUGUAUCAUCCUCGUUAAAUCAAGAAGCUAAUGAUGGUGCUGUUCAUAUUAAUAAAGAAAACUCUGAAACUCCUCUUUAGAUAUUAUUCGUUAAUCCAAAUUAGUCCAGAGUAUCAACUUCUAUAGGGUUGCAGAAAUCAGGAUCAGCUUUUGAGUUAAAAAAGAUUGAGUUUGAAUGAAAAAGAAUGUUUUUGAAUUUAGAAGAGUUGAUAUUUUAUGAUUGUGAAAAAGAUGACUCUGUUUGAUUUGAAAAUAAUAUUGCUAUCUGGCAUUUAAAGAUGAUGAUUCUGUAAUCUUGGAAAUUUCUGUAUACAUCUGUUAAUUUCAAUUUGUAAAAAUGUCUAGCCAACCUUGUGUUGUCCAUUUCCAUUCUUGGUAUUUACUGGGACAAAUUACGAGUUUAAAUCCAGCAUAUUAGCAGUUAUGCAUGGUUAUGCUGUAUAAUAUAUGGAACAGUUGAAUCUCUUCACAAUAUUCACCAAAUUAAUGGUAGUCUGUAGAUAUUUCACCAGCUUUUCAGUGUUUGGACACUAGAAUAUGUUAAGACGGCAUGAGCUUGGCAAGACUUGUAUCAUUCAUUGUAUCUUGAGGCUCAGCUUGUCAUAGUAUAUAUUCAUUGACAUAGAUUUCUUAGUUACUGAUAAAUUUUUGGAAAUCACCAGUAAAUUUAGUAAUCGUGUAUGAAAAUUCAAAUUGAUGAACUUUUAACCAUGAUCAUUUUCAUGAAAACUUAAAGGCUAAAGAUGUGCUUAACUGACUAUUUAGAGGGGUGGGUCAACCAGUUGGUUUGCUGGUUAAGAGUAUCUCAGGAUGCAAUGUUUUUUUUUUAUUACCAGUAUAAAAUGAUUUGAAAGAAGUUGUCAACUUAAUGUGCUAUGUUAUCAUGCUACGUCAUCAUGUAAAGAGUAUUCUUUAUUUUGUAAAUUUCAUGUUUUGUAAUAUUUUUCAUUUGUCAUUUUUUGAACCUCAAUUUCUUUUCUGGUGAUAUGCAAUAUUUUGUAGUUUCAUGUUAUUCCAAAUUCAAUUCAAGCAAAAAACCACAUUUGAUAAAUGAUCAGCCAACAACUGUAGUAGGACCUCAUAAUAGACUUGCUUCAUAUAUAAUUUAUCCCAUAUUUUAUACAUUUUCUCUCAUGUAUUUUCUAAAAUAUUUAACAUUCCGUCAUGUAUUAUUAUUAUUAUUAUUCAGAACCUUCCAUAACAACUGUUCUUGAAUAUCGUAUAGACCUUUCUUAUUUCAUUACAAAUUUCAAAAUUUACAGUAGACUAAUAUAUUAAACUUACUUUAUAUCUGUCAUGAUAGAAAUGAAAAUGUACAACCAUAAGAACAAAUGAUGAGAAAUCUUCCAUUCACCUUGUUGUUUUAUUAAUAUCUUAGUUGUAUCUGUAAUUAAGAGUAAAUGGUAACCUGUGUUUUCACCACAAUUUGUACAUACAUUGAGAAUAGGACAUAUUUGGGUAACUUAAAGAUAAAGAUGGAAAUAUUGAAGAUUGUUGUUAAUACUUGAUUCAACAAAAAUACAAAAAGAUUGCACGAGAAAUAUAAGCCUAUAAAUACUGUAAUAUAUUAUUGUAGAUAUAGAUACCUACACAUGUUCCCCAUGCACAAAGCAGAAUGUCUUGUCAAUUUCUGCAUUGCUUUUAGUUAUUUGAAAACUUGUUAGAAUAUUUGUAACAUAGUUUUUACGGUUGGUUCUUAGAUUUCUCCACUCAUUUGUGUCAUUAAAAUUUGAAUAACUCACUUAUGCUCAUUUUUUUUUUUAUAUUUUAAAAUUAGAAUGACCCUGUAAAUUACUUUGUUCAACUGCUUUUAAAUUAGAUUUGUUAUAUAGAAUAUAGAAUCUAUUCAAGUCAUAAAACAACAAAUAUCAGUUGAGACAAUGUUUGGAAUUUACUUCUUAAAAACUUUGAAAUGUCUUGCAUUGUAAAUCUAAAUUUUUUUUUUAUAUUCAAUCUGAAGUCGAUUACAAACAAAUUAAUUUGCUGAUUUGAGUUCUAAUUUUAUGAAUUUUUCUGUGUUUUAAGGGAUACUUUCUUUGAUUUAUUAGAUUUUUUACUACUAUCUUUGAAUAAUUCAUGUUGAUGAUUGAACUUCUAUGUUUUUGCCAGUAUGGUUUUUAUGAAUAAAUACAGUUAAAUCUGA
This is a messenger RNA of Lottia gigantea (owl limpet), 5587 nucleotides long. RefSeq lists its product as hypothetical. NCBI's taxonomy places the organism in Eukaryota, Metazoa, Mollusca, Gastropoda, Lottiidae. The transcript is spliced from 21 exons. Gene Ontology annotation, molecular function: P-type calcium transporter activity; ATP binding; ATP hydrolysis activity. The record is from RefSeq and is a predicted model, not a curated record. Gene Ontology annotation, biological process: calcium ion transmembrane transport; regulation of cytosolic calcium ion concentration. The coding region runs from base 142 to 3171 and encodes 1009 amino acids. Gene Ontology annotation, cellular component: intracellular membrane-bounded organelle; membrane.